AUGGGAUCCCAGCUCAUCGACGAGGCCUCCGUCCUCGCGCAGUUCGACGCCCUCGUGCGUAAGGGGACGGUCCUCUACAGCGACGACCUGAAAAAGAUUCACCACCAAGAUGGCGGCUUCGAGUUCGAAUUCCGCCUCACAUCAGCCUUGAAAACCAAACCCGCCGCCGUCUUCGACAACUCGGAGCUCGACACCGCUACCACACCGCCAAAGUCACCCUCGCCCUCACCCGCCAACGCCAUGGAGCUCGACGCAGAGGGGCAGAUCCCCGGCGGCGACAUCUCCGUCGCGGGCUUCGUCAUCUCCCCCGUCAACAACACGCACGUGCUCAUGUUCAACAAAUUCUGCGCCUACAGGCCGCACCUGAUCCUCCUCACGGCAAACGGCUACCGGCGACAGUUCGAGCCGUUGGGGAGGGAGGAUUUAGAGGCCGCGAGGGAUGUGCUCCGCGGGCUGAAUUCGAAGGGGGGAAGUGAGUAUCUUGUGAUUUUCAAUUGCGGGAGGGACGGCGGGUGUUCAAGGCUGCAUAAGCAUAUGCAGGUCAUACCCACCCCGUCGGAUUUCCGGCUGUGGCCUGAUGAGGAGGCGUUAGAGGCCGCGGUGCCGUAUGAGUACCUCCUCAAGAGGUUCGAGAACGGGUUUCCCGGGGGGGAGGAGGUAGCUGGGAUGUAUGGCGAGAUGCUCCGCGCGGCGACGGCGCUUGUGCCCGGGCGGGAGGAGGUUGUGGAGGAGGACGGGGUUGCGGUGCCGCAUAAUGUGGUCCUGAGCGAGCGGUGGAUGGUGGUUGUGCCGCGGACGAAGAUGGAUGUGGACGGGGGCGGGGUGAAUGCGGCGGGGAUGUUGGGGAUGGUGUGGGCUUCGGGGGAGGAGACGUAUGAGCGGUGGAUGGGGAUGGGGCCGCGUGAGGUGUUGGCGGAGGUUGGUGUGAGGAAGAGGUAG
Molecule: messenger RNA, 939 nt
Organism: Colletotrichum siamense
Lineage: Eukaryota; Fungi; Ascomycota; Sordariomycetes; Glomerellales; Glomerellaceae
Gene: APA2-0
Product: Diadenosine 5',5'''-P1,P4-tetraphosphate phosphorylase 2
Exons: 2
Coding region: 1-939 (312 amino acids)
Biological process (GO): nucleotide metabolic process
Molecular function (GO): ATP:ADP adenylyltransferase activity; ATP binding
Source: RefSeq, a predicted model, not a curated record